Messenger RNA from Procambarus clarkii (red swamp crayfish), 1272 nucleotides. RefSeq names its product mitochondrial inner membrane protease ATP23 homolog. Lineage: Eukaryota; Metazoa; Arthropoda; Malacostraca; Decapoda; Cambaridae. Gene Ontology annotation, molecular function: metalloendopeptidase activity. The record is from RefSeq and is a predicted model, not a curated record. Gene Ontology annotation, biological process: mitochondrial proton-transporting ATP synthase complex assembly; mitochondrial protein processing.
AAAUCAAAGAAAACGUGAGCGGCGGCGGGCAGCACAAACGACCGUCUCGCCGCCACAACAAUAACAAUUUUACCGGUAAAUGCUCGGAGCUGAUUGGGAUUUUGACGCAUUCUGCACACAUAUAGUGAAGCAGAGGAAAUAAGACAAACGUUUGGAAACGAAGAGAUGAACGGAGAUGCUGGGGAUCCUGCUGGAGACCCUGCUGGCGUCCCCACUCCUGCUGGGGACGAUGCCGAGUCUUCCACUGGGAAGGAGGAAAAAUGGGGUUUUGACCUUUAUCCUGAGCGUCGAGGAGCCAAAUAUAAGCCAUCCCUGACCAAAAUUGCUCUACUAGGAGAAGGCAGAGAGAAUAUUGACAAACUGAAGUGUGAACAAAAUGUAUGGGGAUGUAUACAGAAAAGUCCUUUAGUGAAGUUGAUGUUGGCAGCUUUGAAGUCCUCUGGUUGUGAAGUGGAUCUUGGACGCCACAUAUCCUGUGAGGUCUGUGACGUCACUGUUAAUGGAGGCUAUGAUUCGGAGACCAACCAGGUUGUUAUCUGCCAGAAUGUGACCAGAUCAGAAGGCAUGAUCCAGGGAGUUCUGACACACGAGUUGAUCCACAUGUUCGAUUACUGCCGCAAUAAACUAGACUUUAAGAAUGUGGAACAUUUAGCGUGCACCGAGAUAAGAGCUGCCAAUCUGGCUCACUGUUCCUUCCUCUCAGCUUGUGCACAGGGAGAUGCAUCACCAUUCAAAAUUGCUAAAGCUCACCAGGAGUGUGUCAAGACAAAAGCUGCCUUGUCAGUGAUGGCUGUACGGCAAGUGAGUGAAAAAGUGGCAAGAGAAGCGGUCGACAGAGUCUUUGAUAGGUGUUACAAUGACCUGGAGCCCAUUGGCAGACGUAUAAGAAGGAAUUCUUUAGAUAUGCAUAAGGCAUAUAUGGAUCGCUAUGCUUUUGGGUAUGAUUAAGCUGUAGGCAAAAUGAUUAUCAACAGGUGUAUAUAUGUUAGUUCUCAAAAAAUAUCAAAGUAUAUUUGUCUGGUUGAUGAAUUCUCUUAUUCUAUUCAUUAUUUGGGUUGUAAUAUACAGUAUAACAGUAUAACAGAUUAUGUACUAUAAUAGUAUAACAGAUUCAUUUAUUGUUAUUUUAGUAUACUGAUCUAUUAGGAACCCUCACUAUCAUACACAGUAUAGGCCCGGCAUGAAAGAGUUAGACAUUUAUGUAUAUACACUUUCUGUAAUUUAUAUAGUUUUAUAUUGAAAACUAUGUAUAUUAAAAUAAGUUUUUUCAAA